UCAAAAAUAUUCACGUCACGAACGUUGAGUUGUCACUACGGCUCACGGUUGCUCGUUACGUCAAAUCAUGAUUUGAGUUCCUAAUAUUUUAUCUUCUACAGUAUUUUAUAUUUAAUUUGUAUAAUAUUCAGUUUAAUAUAAUUAACCUUUAGUAUUACUAAAAUUAAGGUGAUCAGCUCACAUUUUCAAUCGGAGAUAUAAAAAUUUUGGCAUUCAAAGUUCUUGAAAGUGAUAGUUGGUUAGAGCUGAUUUGUACUCUGAGAAGAUCUUCGUUAGUGUGUAGUUUAGUUGCUUUAACAUCAUGGACCAGAGUGGCAUAACCCCGAACACUUCGAAUCAGCAGCUUGUUAUAAACAGUGAUAAUGAGUCGGCGACCGCGCUGCUGCAAGAGAAGCAGAGUAGGAGACGAGAGAAUCUAAAUGAAGUAUCCCUUACCGAAUACAUGACUGUCGGAAUAUUGUGCUUCGUCAACCUUAUCAACUAUAUGGACAGAUUCACCAUUGCUGGUGUUCUGGUUGACGUCAAAAAAGAGUUCGAAAUCGGAGAUGACAAAGCUGGGUUUCUACAGACAGUAUUCGUGGUGGCGUACAUGAUCUUCGCACCAAUUUUCGGGUACCUUGGAGACAGGUACUCGAGACGCGUCAUCAUGUCAUUUGGAGUGGGACUAUGGAGUAUGACCACCUUGUUAGGAUCAUUCGCACACGACUUUGCACUUUUCACAUUUUUCCGUGGUUUGGUGGGCAUCGGGGAGGCCUCAUACUCUACGAUUGCACCGACCAUCAUCAGUGACCUGUUCGUCGGCAAUAUUCGGUCAAAGAUGCUGGCUUUCUUCUACUUCGCUAUACCCGUUGGAAGUGGUCUCGGCUACAUAGUGGGAUCAUUAGCGGGGGCUGCGGCCGGCAACUGGCGCUGGGGUCUCCGUAUUACACCGAUUCUUGGCGCUGCCGCCUUAGUACUUAUUUACUUCUUCAUGCAAGACCCGCCUCGAGGACAUGCUGAGGACAGCCAAAUGAAACCCACCUCUUACGGCCAGGAUGUUCGAGCUCUUAUUAGAAACCCAUCUUUCAUGCUGUCGACGCUCGCGUUCACAUGCGUAGCGUUCGUGACAGGCGCGCUCGCGUGGUGGGGACCUCAGUUCAUAUUCCUAGGACUUAGCAUGCAACCCGACGUAGACGUUAGCAUCGGCAGCGUGUCGUACAAGUUCGGGCUGGUGUGCAUGGUGGCGGGGUCGCUGGGCGUGCCGCUGGGCUCGUGGCUGGCGCAGCGGCUCCGCGCGCACAUGCCCGACUGCGACCCGCUCAUCUGCGGGUUCGGCCUGCUCGCCUCCGCGCCCGUCAUCUUCUUCGCGCUCAUCACCGUGGGCUACCACGUCGGUCUCAGCUACUUGCUCAUAUUCGUCGGGAUGACCACUCUCAACCUAACCUGGGCUAUCGUCGCCGAUAUUAUUCUGUAUGUGGUGAUACCGCCAAGACGGUCAACAGCGGAAGCUUUCCAAAUCCUGAUUUCACACAUGUUUGGCGAUGCUGGAAGUCCUUAUUUAGUUGGUGUGAUAUCGGAGAGUUUAAAAAUAUCGUUGUCACCUGUACAUGAUGAGGCGCCGACACCGUUGGUGGAGUUCAAGGCGCUGCAGUAUGCGCUCUUCGUGACGUGUUUUGUUGAAGUCAUAGGAGGCAUAUUCUUCUUAUUAACUGCUAUAUACAUCGUUAGAGACAAAUUAAGAGUCGAGAGAGCUAUUGCCGAAGCGGAAGCGCAGUCUGCCGAGCCUUCGCAUAUAGCAGCUCAAGAAGGCGUAGGUGGCGGUGAAUAAGACAAAAGAACGCGUACGUUGGAUAAAAAUACCUCCGUGACUAGAAAGUGAGAGCAGAGUGAAAGACACUUUGGGACACAGUAAUAUGUCCCAGUGAAAUAACUAUACUUAAUCCCUCUUUGUAAUUCAACGCCUUUACAUGUUUGAACGUCUGACGUCAUCAGCUACUUAAUGCCAUUGUUCAAACGCUAAUCGUUCAUCACCAAUAUAAUCUAUCGACGAUCACUUCGCGAGUCACUUCUGGACGAGAUACUUAACGGGGAGAAUUAUAGUAAUUUUAUUGCAUAUUAUUUUAUAAGACUGAGUCGUAAGGCAUAUUGCUUAAAGUGGGUUGGUUAUGUCAUAAUGGGAAAACGACUGUGUGAUUGUAAGUAGUUAGAAACUAGGCAUCACAGUAGCAGCUGUUACAUAUUUUAAUAAAAAGCCUGUUAAAACUAAUAUAAAUUAUUGCAAGCUGUUUUCGUUCUUAAAUUUAUGUAAAUUAUAUGAAUAGAAUUGAUCAAUUUAAGUACAUAUUUAAUAUAAAUUCAUUCAUUUGUAAUGCAUAUUCUGUGUCGAUUUGUAAUUACCUCAAUUGUUAUGUUAGCACAUAUUUAUUUAUAUUAAAAUAGCACAUUACUUAGUGAUUUAUCGAAACGAAAUAAUGUCCGUAUCGAGCAGUGUUCUAGUGUGAACAUAUUCAUGCAGUUUAACAUUAUUUGUCAUUUAGAGUUCCUAAUGGAUGUUGUACAAUGCAACAUUAGACGUUGUAUCGUGACUAACUGGACUUUUUGUUAAUAUCUGUUUUAUGGAUACGACAGAUUGUUCUAAUAUCGUUAGUAUAUUUUUAUAGUUUGUUCGGAAGUACGCGUCUGUAUACAGUUUGGGUGUCUUGCGGAGUAUCUUUGAUGAGGGCACUAAGUUACGAUAACAUAUAAUUAAAUUAAGUAAUGCACGACCUAGUAAUUGGGUAUUUAAGGUCACACUCGUGUUUGCUUCAUCAAAGAUGCUCACACGACGAAGAGCUUUCACUAAGACUGAUACAGGCGAGAUAGUGUUUAUGUUUUGUAUUAGGAAUUGAACGAAUCAUGUGUGUAAUUUGUAUUAAGUUAUUAAUUAUAUUUACUUAUUGUUCCAAGCAUUUCUUUGUAGAAAGACAAAGUUAAACUGUAUUGAAUAUCAUAGAAGACUGAAUAAAUUUAAUUUUUGUCUAAAUUUUUUCAAAUAUAAAUAAAUAAUAAUUGCAUUAAUUGUGUUUGUACAUACUAGUGUACAUAGCAUCUCAUGGAAUUGAAAUAAAAAGAAUAUAAUUUAUUUUUGAUAA
Spodoptera frugiperda (fall armyworm) is the source of this 3110-nucleotide messenger RNA. It is a transcript of the gene spin, whose product is annotated as protein spinster-like. NCBI's taxonomy places the organism in Eukaryota, Metazoa, Arthropoda, Insecta, Lepidoptera, Noctuidae. Gene Ontology annotation, biological process: transmembrane transport. The record is from RefSeq and is a predicted model, not a curated record. Gene Ontology annotation, molecular function: transmembrane transporter activity. Bases 302 to 1807 code for a protein of 501 amino acids. The transcript has 9 exons. Gene Ontology annotation, cellular component: membrane.